AUGACUGUGGAUCUAUCGCCAGUGCAAGAAUAUUACAAGGACAAGACAAUCUUUAUAACUGGAGCUUCCGGUUUUAUGGGCAAAGUGUUGCUAGAGAAAUUGCUAUACUCAUGUCAUUCACUCAAGGAGGUCAUUAUUAUUGUCCGUCCCAAGCGUGGCAAGACACCGGAGACUCGUUUGGAAGAGAUGUUCAAAUUACCAAUUUUCCAACGUAUCAAGGAUGAGCGUCCGCAUAUGUUGAAAAAGGUGGCCAUUUUCCAGGGAGAUGUGACCUAUGAUUUGUUGGGUCUCAGUGGUGACAAUUUGAAGCAUGUUGUUGAUAAUACCAACAUUGUAUUCCAUAUGGCUGCCACUCUCAAGCUGGAGGGCAAUCUUCGUGAUGCCAUCGAUAUGAAUUUGUUGGGCACACAACGUGCUCUCAAUGUGGCCAAGCAAAUGAAACAAUUGGAGGCCUUUGUUCAUCUAUCGACGGCAUUUUGCAAUUGCGACCAGGAGGUUAUGUACGAGAAGGUUUAUGAGUUUCCCCAUAAACCAGAAGAUCUAAUGCGUUUGGCCGAAUGGAUGGAUGUUAAGACUUUGGAUGCCAUUACACCCGAUCUGUUGAAGCCUCAUCCCAACACCUACACCUAUUCGAAACGUUUGGCUGAACUUUUGGUGCGCGAUCAUUACGAAACGAUGCCGGUUAUCAUAGCUCGUCCAAGCAUUGUUUCACCAUCGGCCUAUGAGCCAAUACCCGGAUGGGUGGAUAAUUUGAAUGGCCCCACCGGUUUAAUGGUGGGUGCCGGCAAGGGAGUCAUACGUUCCAUGCUGAUUGAUACGCGUUUCAAAUCGGAAGCCAUACCCGUGGACUAUGCCAUCAAUGGCCUCUGCAUUAUACCCUAUCAGUUUUGUCAACUGGCCGAACGUCCUGUGGAUGUUCCAGUCUAUAAUAUAACCAUUGCCGAGCAUCGUAAAAUGCAAUGGGGUGAGGUCAUUGAGUUGAGCAAAAAGAUUGGCUAUCAAUAUCCCAUGGAGGCGGGUCUUUGGUAUCCUGAUGGCUGCAUUACCACCAAUAAAUUGCAUCAUAAUAUCAAUGUGAUACUAUUCCAUUGGUUGCCAGCCUAUGUGAUUGAUUUCAUACUCUUUCUCUUGGGCCAAAAGCGUUUCAUGAUACGUGUGCAGACUCGCAUAUCGGUGGGCUUGGAGGUUCUUCAAUUUUUCACCAUGCGUGCCUGGUACUUCAAAUCGGAUGCCUAUACCUCACUAUGGGAAAUGCUCAACGACAAGGACAGAAAGAAUUUCAAUAUGGACAUGGAUCCCGAGGAGACAGUGCCCAUGUAUAUAGAAUCCUGUGUACAGGGCGGUCGUCAAUAUUUGAUGAAAGAAUCACCCGACUCCUUGCCACGUGCCAGACUCCAGCUUAAGCUCAUGUACAUUUUGGAUCGUGUGUGCAAAACUGUUAUCGUUGGCUCAUUAUGCUAUUGGUCCUAUGGCCUUAUAUCGCGGAUGCUUGGCCAUUUCUCGCCGGCAGCCUAUGAACCCUUAGAAGGUUGGGUGGAUAAUCUGAAUGGUCCUACAGGACUGAUGAUUGGCUGCGGCAAAGGUGUCAUUCGUUCAGUUUUGGUCAAUCAGCAAAACAAGGCUGAGGUGAUACCUGUGGAUUAUGCCAUCAAUGGCCUGAUUGUGAUACCCUAUGAAUUCAAUAAGCAAGCACAGAGACCCGGCCAAGUGCCUGUCUAUAAUAUCACAAAUGCCGAUCAUCGGAAAAUGACCAUGGGCACUGUGGUGGAGAUGAGCAAACGUAUCAAUAAGCAAAUACCCUUCAAUGCUGGCCUCUGGUAUCCAGAUCCAUGUGUGACAACCAAUCAAUAUUAUCAUAAUUUCAAUGUGUUUAUGUUCCAUAUGCUGCCCGCCUAUCUAUUGGAUUUCCUUAUGCUAAUCUUAGGACAAAAGAGAUUCAUGCUGAGAGUCCAAGAGAAAAUCUCUACAGGAUUGGGUGUAUUACAAUUCUUCACACUAAAUGCCUGGUGUUUCCGUUCGGAACAAUAUGGCUCAUUGUGGAAGAAUCUAAAUGACCAGGAUAAGCAAAUUUUCAAUAUGAAUAUGGAUGUCAAAGAAUCGGAAGAGGAGUAUAUGAUCAAUUGUGCCAAGGGAGCACGUAAAUUUAUACUCAAAGAGAAGGAUGAGGAUCUGCCCAAGGCUCGUGUCCAUAUGAAGAUCCAAUGGAUUGUUGAUAUCGUUUGCAAGACUCUGAUUGUUGGCUUCUUUUUCUAUUAUCUUUUGAAAUGGUCGGUUACACCAGCAGUAACAGAACCACUUCCCGGCUGGGUGGAUAAUAUGAAUGGACCCACUGGCGUUUUAAUUGGCGCCGGCAAAGGUGUUAUACGUUCCAUGAUAGUCAAUGGAGAUUUAAAAUCGGAAGUUAUACCAGUUGAUAUAGCCAUUAAUGGGCUUAUACUUAUACCCUAUCAUAAUAGUCGUGUGGAAAAGAGACCUUUGCAGAUUCCCGUGUACAAUCUGACUGUGGCGGAUCAAAAGAAACGUACUUGGCGUUGGGUUAUGGAUGUUGGUCGAGAUCUGGGCAAGAAAUAUCCUUUCGAGGCGGGUCUCUGGUAUCCCGAUGGCAAUAUGACUUCGAAUAAACUUUAUCAUACAUUUUGUUGUGUUAUGUUCAUGUGGUUGCCGGCCUAUUUUAUAGAUUUUCUUCUACUCAUAUUCGGCCAGAGGCGAUUUAUGAUUCGUGUACAAAAUAAAAUAUCUGUGGGCUUGGAGGUCUUGCAAUUCUUUACCACACGUCAAUGGGAUUUCAAGUCAACGCAUUUCGAACAGAUCUACAAUGAUAUCAAUCAAGAUGAUAAGAAAAAUUUCAAAAUCAAUACCGAUGAUGUGGAUGAUUAUGAAUAUCUAAAGAUUAGUAUGCUGGGCGGUCGUCAAUAUGUUAUGAAAGAACCUCUCACUUCAUUGCCCAAGGCACGCAUUCAACUUAAAUUUCUUUUUAUGUUGGAUCGUAUAUGCAAAACUCUCAUAUUGGGUAGUCUUGCCUAUUGGUUGUCCUCGAAAGUGGGUCUGAUUGAUUUCGUACGCUCCAAUUUUGAAAUACUUCAGAAAUAAAGUGGAGGCCGCCACAGACAUUUUAUAUUUUUAACGUAUCAUCAAUUUUUGU
This is a messenger RNA of Drosophila willistoni, 3142 nucleotides long. RefSeq lists its product as uncharacterized. The coding region runs from base 1 to 3090 and encodes 1029 amino acids. The record is from RefSeq and is a predicted model, not a curated record. Lineage: Eukaryota; Metazoa; Arthropoda; Insecta; Diptera; Drosophilidae. Gene Ontology annotation, biological process: long-chain fatty-acyl-CoA metabolic process. Gene Ontology annotation, cellular component: peroxisome. Gene Ontology annotation, molecular function: alcohol-forming very long-chain fatty acyl-CoA reductase (NADP+) activity. The transcript has 15 exons.